AUGGUUUCAGCAACGGGCGAAGAUCGCGCUGUUCACCUGGCACGGGAGGCUGUUGAGCUGGUGGAUGCUGGCCACCGCGAGGCGGCAUCCCGGAAUCUACGCGAAGCACUCUCCCUCGCCUCCGACAACCCCGAAGUGAAAGCGGCUUUCCUCAAAAUUCAACAAGAGGAACAAAAUGGUCACCAAUUACUGGAUCUCUGUCGACGUUACACGAGUCUCCGGGAUGAGUCCGCCGGAAAGGAAGCGGCUGUUUAUCUUCGCACAGAUGGCUUGAAGCCUCCAGAGGAUGUUGCACUGGAGUCCAUGAAACUUUUAUUGGGACAACGGGCUCAUGGUCUCUCGGAGCUUCAAGACGAGAUUAUCUCCGGUUUGGUUCGACACAGUGCGAGUGUCCGCCAGUAUUUCUCCAAUCAGCUGCAGGUUUCCGUGACUACAUUCUUCGAUGAGAUCUAUGAUCGAGGUGAUGGGGCAGCAGUCUGUCUGGACACCGUGGUUCUAGACCCCACUGUGUGGCCUUCGGAACAAACACGGGCACACUGUGAAAGUGAGCUGUUUCAAUUAUUCCUGGCGAAGUUGAUGGAGUCGGGCCAUGACAUGGAUGGCCGAUCACUGAAAGGCAUCGCUCGGUUACUCGCAGUCGACGCCGGGCGGCUUCAACAUUUAGUGGACGACGAAGGAUUCGAGGUUAUCUUGACCUCUCUGGAUAAUCGUCUGCCUCUGGAAUGGCGUAGUCAGGCUACUUUGGCCACAGCGAAAUACCUGGAAGCUGCAAAGGACCUGGGCGAAAAACAAUUUUCAGCUAUCAUCGCCUCCAUGAUCGCUAAAGGCCGUCUGGAUGAUGUCGUCAUCGCUUUCUCUGCUGUUUCUGCCAUUUUCCCCGUGGCUCCCGCCGCCGCAGCAAACGUCUUCUUAUCUGAUGCUUUCAUGAACUCGUUGACCCCAUUGGCAACUCGAGAUGCGAAGCGCAAGAGAGUAGAGCUCGCCGUGCUCGAACUACUGAAUGCCGCAUGCAUCAACCGGCCUUGUCGGGAAGCGAUAUCGAAAAGCUUCUCCGAAUGGCUAUCACACACCCUUACCAAUGGAAGUGAUGAGGGUUCUGAGUUAGCGGCUGUGAUCCUCGCGAAGAUCCGAGCCUCAGAGGCAGUCCAGCCCUCUGCGGAAAACGGUAAGACCCAGGUGGAAGACAGUGGGGUUUCUGAUCUGGUUCAACGGUUCAAGGGACUGAUGUCUGAAUCUAAGAUUACGAACAUCUCUCACGCUAUUGAGGGACUAGCCUACUCGUCCGUCAAGGCCUCCAUCAAAGAGCAAUUGGCUCAAGAUUCUUUAUUCCUGCGCGAUCUGAUUACGGCGUUGAACCAGCACCUUACCGACUCCUCUAUCCUGUACGGGGGCUUGAUGAUAAUUCUAAAUCUCACGAAAUUUCUCCCUAACCUGUCCGAUGAGCAAAAGAAGAUGUCUCAGUUGAAGGAUUACGCAGACGCGUCUGCUGGAAAGGCUCGAGCUGCUCAAGAUCCCCGCGAGGAGGAAGAGGCGGUACUCAUUCGAUGUGGUGCCGUUAUCGAUGCAGGAGUCAUGGCACUCCUGGUCGACUGUGGCCGACUCGCGAUGCCCUCCGUUCAUGACCUCACAGCCCAGAUACUCUUGGCAUUGGCUCGGCGCCAGAAGUCACGGGGUGUCUUGGCUCAGCAAGGUGCGGUCAAGCUGCUUCUCGGGUUGGCCAUCUCGAAGCAGGGUGAUUCAAUUGUGGUUACUGAGACAACUCACAACGCGUCUCAUGCCUUGGCUCGCAUCCUUGUCUCAGUCGAUCCAUCCCAUGUGUUCCCAUCUUCCGGAUUUCCUCAAGUGACAUCCGCUGUACGCCCAUUACUGUCUCUCCUCACCUCACCCGAGAACGCUGCUUUCUCCACCGAUCAGCCUCGUGAUCUGCUUUCAGUCUUUGAAAGUCUGCUUGCCCUUACCAACCUUGCUUCCUAUCCCCACGAUGAGACCCCCGCCGAACUCACCGUUCGAGAGGGCUGGCCCGCCAUCGAAGAACUACUCUUGUCCAGUAACCCUCGUGUGCAGCGGGCUGCGUGCGAGCUAGUCUGCAAUUUGAUGACCUGCGAAUCUGGCAUUGUCAAAUUUGCCGAUGGCUCUAAGCGUGCUGCUCAGAGGCUACACAUUAUGCUCGCCCUCACUGAUGCUGAUGACGCCGCGACUCGACGUGCAGCUGGUGGCGCGAUUGCCAUGCUGACGAAGUACGAUGCGUCCAUCGCAGCUGUGCUGGAACGGCCGCGCGGAGUCGAACUACUUUUGGGACUAUGCCAAGAAGACGAUGAUGCCCUCCUCCACCGUGGAGCGGUGUGCGUGCACAACCUGACCUGCGCCUCUGGUGACAUCGGAGCGCGCGCCAAGGAAGCUGUCCGAGCCGCGGGUGGUAUCGAGAUUCUGACUACAUGCAUCAAGAAAACAUCGAACCCGGCUGUACUACAGGCUGCUGUGGAGGCAUUGAAGCCAUUGGUCGAGCAGAAGUAG
This is a messenger RNA of Penicillium malachiteum, 2514 nucleotides long. Its product is annotated as UNC45-central domain-containing protein. Bases 1 to 2514 code for a protein of 837 amino acids. The transcript has 2 exons. Lineage: Eukaryota; Fungi; Ascomycota; Eurotiomycetes; Eurotiales; Aspergillaceae. The record is from RefSeq and is a predicted model, not a curated record. Gene Ontology annotation, molecular function: protein binding.